GAGAUGACUUCCAAGGAGGACGGCAAGGCGGCGCCGGGGGAGGAGCGGCGGCGCAGCCCUCUGGACCACCUGCCGCCGCCCGCCAACUCCAACAAGCCGCUGACGCCGUUCAGCAUCGAGGACAUCCUCAACAAGCCGUCCGUGCGGAGAAGUUACUCGCUGUGUGGGGCGGCGCACCUGCUGGCGGCCGCGGACAAGCACGCGCCGGGCGGCUUGCCCCUGGCGGGCCGCGCUCUGCUCUCGCAGACCUCGCCGCUGUGCGCCUUGGAGGAGCUCGCCAGCAAGACCUUUAAGGGGCUGGAGGUCAGCGUCCUGCAGGCAGCCGAAGGCCGCGAUGGGAUGACCAUCUUUGGGCAGAGGCAGACGCCCAAGAAACGGCGAAAAUCACGCACGGCCUUCACCAACCAUCAGAUAUACGAAUUGGAGAAACGCUUUCUAUACCAGAAGUACCUGUCCCCUGCAGACCGCGACCAAAUUGCGCAGCAGCUGGGCCUCACCAACGCACAGGUCAUCACCUGGUUCCAGAAUCGGCGCGCCAAGCUCAAGCGGGAUCUGGAGGAGAUGAAGGCCGACGUGGAGUCUGCCAAGAAACUGGGCCCCAGCGGGCAGAUGGACAUCGUGGCACUGGCCGAACUCGAGCAGAACUCGGAGGCUUCGGGCGGCGGCGGCGGCGGUGGCUGCGGCAGAGCCAAGUCUAGGCCGGGUUCUCCGGCGCUCCCCCCAGGCGCCCCGCAGGCCCCGGGCGGUGGGCCCUUGCAGCUCUCGCCCGCCUCUCCGCUCACGGACCAGCGGGCCAGCAGCCAGGACUGCUCAGAGGAUGAGGAAGACGAAGAGAUCGACGUGGACGAUUGAGCUGCACCCUGGACCUCCUGCCGCCCGGGCCCCCGGUGCCCGCAUGCCCGCCGCCUCCCGGACCGGACCGCUAAGGGGAGCUGGGACCUCCUCUGCACCUCCCGCCUCCACCCUUGUCCCGGGGCCGGACUUGGCCCCUGACAGUCGCCUCUUCCCUCUCGAAGCAAUAAAUCCGGGCCGGCCGGCGGGGCCGGCCGCCACACGCGGCCUCCGCCGCCCCGGAAGCCCUCGCCGUGCAAUUCUGUAUGGCUUCUGUAUAAAUAUUUAAGCCUAUAUAGUGGGUUCCUUCCACUACAGCCUGAUUUUUUUCUUUCUUUUAUUAUGAUUAUUAUUAUUUUCUUUGAAAUCUCAGAGAUUUCCAUGUUUUCAAAGCCCCGGUGCUGCCGGGUUGGCUGACGGUGAGGCGGAUUCGAGAGCGGCGAACACUAACUCCUGCGGUCUAGAAGCUGUUUUAAUUUUUCUCUGCAUGUGGCGAAUGCACCGGUCCGCUCGCCUCCCUCGGCCUAUUACAGUUGACUUUUAAUUUCCUUCUGCCUUUUUUUUCCCUGCGUGAGAAGGGGGUGGGGGGGACAGCCGGGCCUUGACUUGCAAGUUUCAAAAUCGAUCUUUUCUUUCCCCAGCGAGAGAAGUCUGUUUUCGAUGGCGUGUCUGUCUCCCAAUGCCCACUAACUAUUUUUAAAAUUUCUCCAAACCUUCCUGCAUUUUCUCGGACUGAUUGCUGGAGUCUGGCUUAGGGAAAAAAGCAAGGAAACAUCCAACCAAUCAUCGAAAACAGAACCCAAAGCCCUAGAAUUAUUUUUUACUCUUUUUAGAAUUUUUUUGCAUGUGACAGAGACCUAAAGAAGGGCGACCCAAGCGCUAACUCUCACCUCCUCCGUAGCCCUGGGUCUGUCUGUCAACAUCUCUCUCCUGUCUCAAGUUGGCCAUUCGAGGGUGGCCCCGUGAGGGUGGGUUCCAGGCGCCCCUUCCCAGCUCCUGUCCUGCCCUCUCUUUCUCCGUCUGUACCCAAGGCCUCUUUCUCCGAUAAAUAAAGUCUUUGCCAUUUUACUA
Messenger RNA from Rattus rattus (black rat), 1902 nucleotides. It is a transcript of the gene Lbx1, whose product is annotated as ladybird homeobox 1. Gene Ontology annotation, molecular function: DNA binding; DNA-binding transcription factor activity, RNA polymerase II-specific. The transcript has 2 exons. Gene Ontology annotation, biological process: regulation of DNA-templated transcription. The record is from RefSeq and is a predicted model, not a curated record. NCBI's taxonomy places the organism in Eukaryota, Metazoa, Chordata, Mammalia, Rodentia, Muridae. Bases 4 to 852 code for a protein of 282 amino acids.